Messenger RNA from Nicotiana attenuata, 2241 nucleotides. Its product is annotated as ferrochelatase-2, chloroplastic. The transcript has 9 exons. Gene Ontology annotation, biological process: heme biosynthetic process. NCBI's taxonomy places the organism in Eukaryota, Viridiplantae, Streptophyta, Magnoliopsida, Solanales, Solanaceae. Bases 65 to 1558 code for a protein of 497 amino acids. The record is from RefSeq and is a predicted model, not a curated record. Gene Ontology annotation, molecular function: protoporphyrin ferrochelatase activity.
UCAUUUUAGUACCCACAAAGAGCAUUAUCCCAGAUCAGUCUUCCCCUUUGCAGUCAAGUCAGCAAUGGCGCAGCCGGUGAUUUUCUGCCGUGAAAUAUCUGCAUCGCUGGCGAACUGCACAUCCUAUUCACCAUUCCAUCAAGUGGAUGGUCAAAGUAGUGUACCCUUCGCAGCUUCUUGUUUAAGGGUACCCAAAAAUUGUUCACUAGUAGCUGCUAGAUGCUCCUUGAAGCCAUCUAUGAUGCCUUCAGCAUUGGUCACUUCUAGGCCCCAACAAGUGUCCACAGAUCCUGUUAAUGUUGUUUGUGACGGAAAAAUUGGUGUUUUGUUGCUUAAUCUUGGUGGCCCUGAAUCUCUUGAAGAUGUGCAGCCAUUUUUAUUCAAUCUUUUCGCUGAUCCUGAUAUUAUUCGAUUACCAAGGCUGUUUCGGUUUUUGCAAAGGCCGCUUGCGCAAUUCAUUUCUGUUGCUAGAGCACCUAAGAGCAAAGAAGGUUAUGCUUCAAUUGGUGGUGGCUCUCCUCUUCGACGGAUAACUGAGGCUCAGGCUGAAGCCUUGAGAAAAGCACUGUGGGAAAGGAAUGUGCCUGUAAAGGUGUAUGUUGGUAUGCGCUACUGGCAUCCAUUCACGGAGGAAGCCAUUGAGCUGAUUAAAAGGGAUGGCAUCACAAAGCUUGUUGUGCUCCCUCUUUAUCCACAGUUUUCAAUAUCUACUAGUGGUUCAAGCCUUCGCCUUUUAGAGAGUAUAUUUCGGGAGGAUGAGUAUCUUGUUAACAUGCAACACACAGUAAUACCCUCAUGGUAUCAACGGGAAGGAUAUAUCAAAGCGAUGGCAGAUUUGAUGGAAAAAGAGCUGAAAAGUUUUGAACGUCCUGAGGAGGUGAUGAUAUUCUUCAGUGCUCAUGGGGUACCACUUGCAUAUGUAGAGGAAGCAGGUGAUCCAUACAAGGCUGAAAUGGAGGAAUGUGUGGACUUAAUAAUGGAAGAACUUGAGAAGAGAAGGGUACAUAACGCAUAUACUUUGGCCUAUCAGAGUAGGGUUGGACCUGUUGAAUGGCUGAAACCAUAUACUGAUGAGACAAUAAUUGAGCUUGGGAAGAAAGGGGUUAAGAGUAUUCUUGCCGUGCCAAUAAGUUUUGUAAGUGAGCAUAUUGAGACAUUAGAAGAAAUUGAUGUUGAAUACAAGGAGCUAGCAUUGGAGUCUGGAAUACAGAAUUGGGCACGUGUUCCUGCCCUAGGUGUUGAACCCACUUUCAUCUCAGAUUUGGCAGAUGCAGUGAUUGAAAGUCUUCCAUAUGUUGGAGCAAUGGCAGUCUCAAAUCUUGAAGCUCGUCAGUCAUUGGUUCCUCUUGGCAGCGUGGAAGAGCUAUUGGCAGCAUAUGAUUCACAGCGCAGGGAGCUGCCACCUCCUGUAACAGUCUGGGAAUGGGGUUGGACAAAAAGUGCAGAAACGUGGAAUGGAAGAGCAGCUAUGUUGGCAGUUCUUGUGCUGCUGGUGCUAGAAGUUACAACUGGAGAAGGCUUCCUGCACCAGUGGGGUAUAUUGCCCUUAUUCCGCUAGCCACAUAGAUCCUACUCUCUCCAGUUUCUUUGAAAAGAAAAUCUCUUCCCUCCCAUCCCUGCUGUCUCUUACACAUGCAUAUACACAUACACAUACACUUAAUGGUGGCUGCCUGUUGAGAUGUUGAAAACGACACAAAUUGGGAACAAAUUAAGAAAGUUCUAAAAUGUUAAAGUCAUUGAGAAUGAGCAUCCACUCUUCUGUUACCAUAUAUUUCUUCUUAGUCUUUGCAGCAAAAAAGCCUUCAUUUCAUUCUCAUAAGGCCAGUGAGCAGGUUUGUGAGAUACACAGUACGUUGGAAUGAAGCAGGGUCCUGAUAACAGAAAAGGGCAGGAAGGAUCAAGGAUAGUUCGACGAUAAAGAGAAUGAAAAAAAAGAGCAAGUUCAUCUUCCAAGGUUUACCAUCCUUUCACAACUUUCAGCAUCUACAGACAACCUGUAAAUUUUCCUCUUGCACGCCACCUUUCUGUCAUAUGAAUCCCAAAUCCAUGUUGUAACAAUUCUGUGUAUCUGAGUGUUUGUAUACAAUGUUGAAAUUAAAUCCCUAAGAAGCAAGAACAAUACAGUGGCAGAUGUCUACAUUUAAUAUUUCUGCCUAGUAUGUGUAAAGCAACUGGAAAAUAGCUUCCAAUGUUGUGAAUUUUGCCAUGAAAGACUUUGAUGCUGCAUAGUAUUGAAUCUAA